AUGGGUUUAUUGGAUUUGGAAAAACACUUUGCCUUCUAUGGAGCAUACCACAGCAACCCGAUAAAUAUUUUUAUUCAUAUGUUGUUUGUUUGGCCAAUCUUUUUCACAGCUCUUGUUCUUUUCAAUUUUACACCUCCUUUAUUCAAGAAUUCCCCAAUUGUUUUGUCUGAUCAUAUUGUAUUGGUCUUGAAUUUUGGGUUCUUGCUCACUGUAAUUUAUGCCCUGUUCUAUAUGAGUUUGGAUAAGAAAGCUGGUUCUUUGGCUGCUUUGCUUUGCUUUUUCUGCUGGGUUGCAAGCAGUUCUGUUGCAAAUCGUCUGGGAUAUUCUUUGGCUUGGAAGGUUGUCCUGGCAUCUCAGUUACUCUGCUGGACUGGACAGUUCAUAGGCCAUGGCGUAUUUGAGAAACGAGCACCUGCUCUUUUAGACAACCUGGCUCAAGCAUUGCUAAUGGCGCCUUUCUUUGUACUGCUGGAGGCUCUGUCAUUCUUUGGCUAUGAACCAUACCCAGGGUUCAAUGCUCGGGUUAAAGCAAAAAUUGAUGCUGAAAUCAAAGAAUGGAAGGAGAAGAAGGAGAAGAAAAAUUCCUGA
Fraxinus pennsylvanica is the source of this 588-nucleotide messenger RNA. Lineage: Eukaryota; Viridiplantae; Streptophyta; Magnoliopsida; Lamiales; Oleaceae. The record is from the annotation of a GenBank genome assembly.